Molecule: messenger RNA, 1103 nt
Organism: Amborella trichopoda
Lineage: Eukaryota; Viridiplantae; Streptophyta; Magnoliopsida; Amborellales; Amborellaceae
Biological process (GO): fatty acid biosynthetic process
Molecular function (GO): hydro-lyase activity
Source: RefSeq, a predicted model, not a curated record
ACUUCACCUUACCUUCCCUACUUUGAAAUCUCCGCUCCCACUUGAACGAUACAUGCUUUACCAAGACCAGCUAAGAUCGCGCCCCGCCCUGUUACUAUCGUAGUGCUCGCCCUCUAACACACACUCUCUCUGCACAAAGCUCCUCCCUUUUGCUACCCACUUCAAGCUGCCUCCACAAUGGAAGCCACGACCAUGGCGAAAUCCAUUCUAUCUCUAACUCCUCAUUUCCCAUCUUCAUCUGCUCCUCACAGGACUCCACAGGGUCUCUCUCCACUAAUUUUGAAUAGGAAAACCUCUUCCCUUCUUUCUCUCUCUAAGCCUAGUGAUCGAGUGCUGGCUAUCGGUAUCAAGGGCUCCAACCAGAUGCAAAACUUCGCUGUUCAUUCGAACCCAGAUGGAGCUGUAGCUGCUGAAGAACAAAUCCCCAUUGAAAAACAGUUUCCUGCAUAUCCAUCUGUGCUUGAUAUCAAUCAAAUUCGCGCCAUUCUUCCUCAUCGGUUUCCAUUCCUUCUUGUGGAUAGAGUCAUUGAGUACAAACCUGGAGUCUCAGCUGUUGGGAUAAAAAAUGUCACUAUUAACGAUAACUUCUUUCCAGGACACUUUCCAGAUAGACCUAUAAUGCCUGGAGUUCUUAUGGUUGAGGCCAUGGCUCAAGUGGGAGGCUUGGUGAUGCUACAGCCUGAAGUUGGAGGAUCCAAGGAAAACUUCUUCUUUGCAGGGAUUGACAAAGUGAGGUUUCGUAAACCCGUCAUUGCUGGGGAUACCUUAGUUAUGCGCAUGACCCUCGUUAAGUUGCAGAAACGCUUUGGAAUUGCAAAAAUGGAGGGGAAGGCUUAUGUUGGAGGUGAGGUUGUAUGUGAGGGUGAGUUCUUGAUGGCCACCGGGACUGAGUAAAUGGGUUUUAUUUGUUUUGGUUUGAAUGACAUUUCUCUCAAUCUUUCCAAGGCAUGGCUGCCUGUUUUUGUAGGGUGAAUUGUAUGUUGCUCGAUAGCGUGGUGGCUGCUUUUUUACGUUAACAACACUAGUGGGACAAAAAUUCGAAGUGUACAGAAAACUUUCAUGUUUGGGGUAAUAAGAUAUGGUGUUCUAGUGCUUGAGCUGAA